UAGUGUGAGCUCCACCGGUCGCCUGAUGAGGGGGGAAAAAAGAGAACAAGCCCCGCCAGUUAAAGGAAGUGUGAUUAGAACAUAACGGCGCAGUGACGCCUGUUUUACAGACGGACUGAUUGUGCAGGAUGCCGCCGCAGCGAGUGUUACCUCUGCCGAGACAGCAAUCUCUGCUCCUACCUCCGGUCAUCAAUCCGUUCGUUCAAGACACAAAAUUAACCCAAACUGCUGUCAUUAAAUGUUUCCUGUUGGGAAUCUUUCUGGUGCCUAUUCGGGUCAUCCUGAUGUCUCUGGUUCUGAUGGUGACUUGGCCAGUAGCCUUCAUGAUCACCUUCAAUCAACCUCUGAAAGGAGCAGUGGAGCCAAUGUCAGGCUGGAGACGGUUCAUGUGUAAAAGAGUGAUGGCCGCCUUGGGGAGGGCCUAUUACUUCUCGAUGGGUUUCAGAGUCGUGGUAAAGGGGAAACAAGCAAGCAACAUCGAGGCCCCCAUUCUGGCUGUGGCCCCCCACUCCACUUUUUACGAUGGGAUUGCGUGCGUUGUAUCUGGCCUGCCCUCCACAGUCUCUCGGGUUGAGAACCUGGCUACGCCCAUCUUUGGCAGGUUUGUCCGCUGUCUCCAACCAGUGCUGGUCUCUAGAAAGGACCCAGACUCCAGGAAGAACACAAUACUGGCAAUCGAAAGUAGAGCUAAGUCUGAGGGCCGAUGGCCGCAGGUGCUAAUAUUUCCAGAGGGAACAUGUACAAAUCGCUCAUGCCUCAUCACUUUUAAACAAGGUGCCUUUAUCCCAGGGGUCCCUGUGCAGCCUGUUCUUAUUCGAUAUCCAAAUAAACUGGAUACAGUGACCUGGACUUGGCAAGGUUUCGGCUCGAAGAAGCUGCUGCUGCUAACAUUGUGCCAGCUCUACACCACAGUGGAGGUUGAGUUCCUGCCACCCCACGUUCCCACAGAGGAGGAGAAGAAAAGCCCUGCUCUGUUUGCCAGCAGAGUGAGAGACACUAUGGCCAAGGUUUUGGGUGUUCCAGUAACAGACCACACUUAUGAAGACUGUCGCCUUAUGAUCUCAGCUGGAGAACUAACCCUCCCCAUGGAGGCUGGUCUGGUGGAAUUCACCAAGAUUAGUCGCAAACUCAAUCUAAAAUGGGACAGUGUGAAAAAAGAACUUGAGGGUUUUGCAGCCAUGGCCUCCUCCUCCAAGGGAGGACGCAUCACCAUUGCGGAGUUCGCAGAGAUCCUGAAACUGCCUGUUAACCCUGUUCUUGAGGAGCUGUUUGCGUUAUUUGACAGGAACGGGGAUGGCACCAUUGACUUUAGGGAGUAUGUCAUCGGUGUCAACAUCUUGUGUCGACCAGCAAACACUGAAGAUGUUUUAAAAAUGGCUUUCCAGCUAUUUGACACAGAUGAGGAUGGCAAGAUCACGCUUGAUGAGUUUAACGCUCUGCUGCGUUCAGCUCUGGGUGUCUCAGACCUUGACAUGACCAAGCUCUUCAAGGAGAUUGAUGCAGAUUCUUCUGGUUUCAUCACCUUUAAUGAAUUUCAUGCUUUUGCCUCGAGUCAUCCUGAGUAUGCCAAACUCUUCACGACUUACCUGGAGCUUCAGAGAUACCAAGCGAUUCAAGAGGCGAUGCCGGGAGAUCUGGAAUUAACCGGGCAGAUCCAAUCAGGGGAAACAAGAGAAGACAGCCAAUCUGACAAAAAAGAUGACUGAUACUACUGUAAACUUUACUUAAUUGCACUGGCAUAAAAAAAACAUAUACACGGCUACCACAUGCCAACAUGUUGCCUUUCGAGUAGAAAAUGAAAGCGCUUGGUUUAUUUUAAGUGCUUUUAUUUAUUUUUUUUUAAAUAGUGCCUUAUAGAGUUUAAAUAAAGUCCUCAAAUGCAGAGUGAUAGGAUAAAUGGUGUGAAAUAAAAAAUGUGUCUAUUAGAAAUAAUUUAUAUCCAGGAGCAAUUAGUCAGUUCUACUGUGUUAUGUACUUGAAUCUUGUUUUUAAGCUUGUUUUCUUAGCCUCAUUCUUUCUUGCACUGUUACCUUGUCGUUUGUUUUUGUGGUUUGUAUUUACAUAAGAAAAAAAAUGCCUAACAAACACAUCUUUAAUUAUGAGAAAAGAGUCCCAUUGCUGCUUUGUUGCUUUAUAAUUAUUGUUUAGUAAGCUGUCGUAAGAGCUUUUCCAGCCUGUAGAGCCAUUCUUACAUUCUUUACUAAAGCUAUGUUUACAAUAAGCAUAGAUGCUGCGCCUUACACUUUUUUACAGCGCUAAGGGACAAAAACAUUGUAAGAUGCCCGUGUAAUUAGCCUGAAGUUUGCUCUGCAUGUCUACCUAUUUGCAUUUCUGGUGAAGACAGUUGUUGCUGAGACAGCACUGUGCCUGUGCUGCUUUAACUUGACUGAAGCAAAUCAAGCAUUGAAAAUAGGGCAAUUUGUGAGCAAAAAGCUAACAGUGCUUCUUCUCAGCAGCAUAUUCCUGUGGGGUAUAAAGCUUUGAGUCUAACAAGCCACAUUGUUUUUUAGUUAGCAGAGCGGUUUGCAAAUCAUGUAAACUCCUUUUUUUUUGGAAUAUUGCACACGUUGCCUUUUUAAGAUUAAAUGAGAACAGAAUGGUAGUGCAUUCUUUGUCUUCUUUAUUACUGUUUGUGGUAUUCUUUCACUGAGAAACUUAUAAUUACUGGUUCAACGGGCCGCAGGUGUGAUGAUGUUUCUCUAAAACUACCACAAGGUGCCAGUAGUUAGCUGUUCUUGGUGAAGUGUAUCAAUCCAACUCUGGAGUUUUAAUAAUGUUUAUUGUGAGUUUAUUGGAUUUAAUCUGACAAAUGUUCUUGUAAAAUAAGAAUUAAGGUCUGCAUUUCUGGUGUUUUCCUGAUUAAUCACAAUUAGAAUCUUUUUGUGAAAAUAGAUGU
This is a messenger RNA of Cyprinodon variegatus (sheepshead minnow), 2896 nucleotides long. It is a transcript of the gene lpcat2, whose product is annotated as lysophosphatidylcholine acyltransferase 2-like. Gene Ontology annotation, cellular component: endoplasmic reticulum. The transcript is spliced from 14 exons. The record is from RefSeq and is a predicted model, not a curated record. NCBI's taxonomy places the organism in Eukaryota, Metazoa, Chordata, Actinopteri, Cyprinodontiformes, Cyprinodontidae. Bases 129 to 1706 code for a protein of 525 amino acids. Gene Ontology annotation, molecular function: calcium ion binding; 1-acylglycerophosphocholine O-acyltransferase activity.